AUGAAUUUGAUACAUUCAGUAUACCUUGCGUCUCUAACAUACAGGUUAAUAGUCGACCUGACAACGUUUCACCAAUUUAGGUAUCACUAUGCCAGAAAAAAACAAGAUCACCGAGGAACUAAGUUCGAGGAGAACCUGGAUCCAGGCAACGACAGCGAAAGUGGACGGGAGCCGGGGGUGGCUAUCGACCGCCUCCGCCGUGACGUCACUACCAUGACGCCGUCAGGAGUGACGUCAGCUAGCGGCAGCCCAAUGGGGCGGGAGGCGAGAGUGACGUCGUCCAACAGGAGGAGUCCAGCUCUGGAGCCAGCCUCACCGAAAGGUACGUCCCAACAAGCUACCACGGCCGUACCUCAUAUAUCUCUCUGUGCCGUACGAUAUGUUCCGGUCGCGAUGAGCUCUGAUAGAGAUAUGAACGAGAUAAUAGCGCGAGUAUGA
This is a messenger RNA of Nezara viridula (southern green stink bug), 438 nucleotides long. NCBI's taxonomy places the organism in Eukaryota, Metazoa, Arthropoda, Insecta, Hemiptera, Pentatomidae. The record is from the annotation of a GenBank genome assembly.